This is a messenger RNA of Aureobasidium pullulans EXF-150, 2406 nucleotides long. Its product is annotated as P-loop containing nucleoside triphosphate hydrolase protein. NCBI's taxonomy places the organism in Eukaryota, Fungi, Ascomycota, Dothideomycetes, Dothideales, Saccotheciaceae. The coding region runs from base 1 to 2406 and encodes 801 amino acids. The record is from RefSeq and is a predicted model, not a curated record. The transcript has 2 exons. Gene Ontology annotation, cellular component: nucleolus. Gene Ontology annotation, molecular function: RNA helicase activity; nucleic acid binding; ATP binding.
AUGAAAGCCAGGAAACGUCAAAAGCUGGAGGGUUCUCAAGCCGGAAAGAAGGCGACCGCAAACAAAUCUUCAAAAGCCGCGCCACCAAAGUUGGAAAAAGUCCGUCUGGAUGAUUUAGCCUGGAACGAUGUCGAAAUGCCGGACAGACUGGAUGAUAUGGAGGGUUUCUAUGGUCUGGAGGAGAUCGAAGACGUGGAUGUUGUCAAAGACGACAACGGCAUUGUCUCUUACCGGGCUAGCAGCGACAAGGCUACAAAGAAGAGAGCUGCACCCGAGGAAUCUGAAGAUGACGGUGAAGAAUUCACUGGUUUCGACGACGAAGCCGGCGAGGCCGCUGAUGAUGACAAGGAGGAAGGCGGUGCUAUGAUCAUCGAAACUGUGACUCCCAGAUCGGCCCCUGAACUCGAGGAAGGAGAAACCUGGGAAGACAGAAAGAAGAAGCAAAAAGAAUUGCAGAAGCAGCACUUGAAGGAGAAGAAGCAAAAAGAAAAGAAAGAAAAGAAGGAGAAGAAGCCGAAGCCCGAGAAGAAGCAGAAGAAGGAAGCUGCUCCCCAGGCUGACCUUGGUUCCGCGACUUUCGCCAACCUUUUGGAUGAAGAAGAGGAUAAAGGUGCCGACAUUACCGCAUGGCGCCCUCUGAAGCUCUCGGACGAGACUCUUGGAGCGCUUUCGAAGAUGAAGUUCCACCAGCCAUCAGCCAUCCAAAAAGCAGCCAUCCCUGAGGUUUUGGCCGGUCACGAUGUUAUCGGAAAAGCCAGCACCGGAUCUGGAAAGACGUUGGCUUUCGGUAUUCCCAUCCUGGAGCGCUAUCUCGAGAUGCAGAAGAUUGCUGGAAACAACAAGAAGAAGGUCAACUCAGAAGAGGAGGCUGCUCGCAAACCUGCUUUGGCGCUGAUUCUUUCGCCUACUCGUGAACUCGCUCACCAAAUCUCUACCCAUCUCACAACUCUAUGCUCUGGUCUGGACAAGGCGCCUUGGAUCGCAACUCUCACAGGUGGUCUCUCUAUGGCCAAGCAACAGAGACAAUUGAAGAACGCAGAUAUCAUUAUUGGUACUCCCGGACGUCUCUGGGAGAUCAUCAGUGGAGGUCAUGGUGUUCUCAAGUGGUUGAAGCAGAUUCAAUUCCUGGUUAUAGAUGAAGCCGAUAGACUGCUCAGUCAGGGCCAUUUCAAGGAGCUGGAGGAGAUCAUCAACGUCCUCGACCGCAAGGACGACUUCAAAGCAGAGGAACACGAGGAUGAGGACGAAGCACCGGAAGUGGUUGAGGAAGUCGAGAGACAGACACUCGUCUUCUCUGCUACUUUCCACAAGGGUCUGCAGCACAAGCUUGCAGGCAAGGCCAAGCCAGGUGCUGGUCUUAUGGACAAGAAGGAGAGUAUGGAAUAUCUACUGAAGAAGCUCAACUUCCGUGAGGAAAAGCCCAAGUUCGUCGAUGUCAACCCUAUCAGUCAGAUGGCUUCUGGUCUCAAGGAAGGCAUGGUUGAAUGUGGUGGUACCGAAAAGGAUCUCUACCUCUACGCACUUCUUCUGCUGCAUCCCAAUGCCAGAACAAUCGUUUUCUGCAAUUCCAUUUCAGCUGUUCGCCGUCUCACGCCAUUCUUGCAGAAUCUACAACUACCCGUUCACGCUCUUCACUCGCAAAUGGCACAGAAGGCACGUCUGCGUGCCAUCGAGCGCUUCACCUCAAACAACCAAAACAAAACCAACCACAAGGGUUCCAUCCUCUUGGCCACUGACGUCGCUGCCCGUGGUCUCGAUAUUCCCAACGUCAACUUGGUCAUCCACUACCAUCUACCCCGUGCCGCAGACAACUACGUCCACAGAUCCGGUCGUACUGCCCGUGCCGGCGAGACAGGUUCCAGUAUCCUGAUCUGUGGACCCGAAGAAGUGGCCGGUGUACGCAGAUUGAUCGCAAAAGUGCACGCCAGCUCUGCAGCAGCCGGCGCCGAACCCGCAAACGACGCAGCAAAGAACGGCUACUUUAUCCGCAGUUUAGACAUCGAUCGUCGUGUCGUCAGCAGACUGAAGCCCAGAGCCAAUCUCUCCAAGAAACUUGCCGAUACCACUAUUGCAAAGGAGAAGAAGCACAGUGAAGACGAUUUCUUGAGGCAAGCUGCUGAGGAUCUGGGUGUCGACUAUGACUCUGAGGAGUUCGAGAAUGCACCUGGUAAGCGAGGUAGAGGUGCUGGCAGAAUCAAGAAGGAGAGAGAGGCUAGAGGGUUGACCAAGGCUGAGACUGGUGCGCUCAGAGCUCAGUUGAGAGAUAUGCUGAGUAGCAGAGUCAAUGUUGGUGUUAGUGAGAGGUAUUUGACCUCCAGUGGUAUUGACAUCGAUGCUUUGUUACAGCAGCAGGAAGCUGGUACGCAUGGCGAGUUCUUGGGUACAGUCGCGGACCUCAUGGAGUAG